This is a messenger RNA of Bombina bombina (fire-bellied toad), 8596 nucleotides long. RefSeq lists its product as uncharacterized. The coding region runs from base 101 to 8596 and encodes 2831 amino acids. The transcript is spliced from 3 exons. NCBI's taxonomy places the organism in Eukaryota, Metazoa, Chordata, Amphibia, Anura, Bombinatoridae. The record is from RefSeq and is a predicted model, not a curated record.
AUCUACCAGUCUCACUGAAACAUCUCACAUCACUGAAUCUAUUAAUCCAACAGAUUCAAUAAGCAUAGCGACUUCCUACAGUACUGAAGCCACUACAGAGAUGUCUUCAACUACCCUAACCAGUAGACAACUGGAAUCUACUAGCCAACCUGAAUUGACAAACACAGAAACAUUUUCUCUUCCAUUUUCCAGUAGUCAGCCAGUAACAAAUACUGAUAGUACCAUCAUCAUCAGCACAAGUGGCCAAUUAGAAAUUACCAGUAACACUGGACCAAUCUCAAUUACAGAUUCCAACACCGAAUCAACAUCAGUGACUACAGAAAUGUCUUCAACCGAUCAGACCAGCAGACAAUUGGAAUCCACAAGCAACCACGGAACUUCUAUCAUUACUGAAUUCAGUAUCAACACUGAAUUGGCAACCACAAAAGCAUCUUCCCUUCCUGCAUUCAGUAGUGAACCAGUAACAAACACGGAUACUUCCUACGGCACCAGCACACUAAGUCAAUCAGAAAUUACCAAUAACAUAGCAACAGUUUCAAGUAGUCCACUUGCCUCAACUGACACUGUGAGUUCUUACAGCUCUGUAAGUAGCAGCCAAUCAGAAUUAACUAGUAACAUAGACAUUUCUUUUACCACUGUAACCAGUAGCAAAACAGUGUCAGUUAACACAAUAACUUCUUCCAUUGUUGAAUCCAGUAGCCAGCCAGCAACAGCAGAACUUGAUGCCUCUCAUAGUACAGAAUCCAUCAAAAUCACAACAUCUGUAAUAAAUGAUUUCAGCAGUCAACCAGUAUCAACAAACACUACUUCUAAUGAGGGAACCAGUACCCAGUCUGAAAACAGCAGUAGUACAAGAAUAUCUUUCAUCACUGAGUCUAGUAGCCAACCAAUGUCAAGCUCAACAGCAACCUAUAGCACAACCAAUAUCCAAUCAGAAUCUUUAAGUAGCAUAGGAGUGUCUUCAUCAACAAGUAAUGGUGGAAUCCCUUUCACUACUGAGAUCAGUAGCCAAUCUUAUUCAACCAACACCAGGGUUUAUUCAAGUGCUGAAAGCACAAGCCAACCAGUUUUCACCAGUAAUACUGGAACAUCUCCCAUUACUAAUCCAAAUAGCGAACCAACUUCAGCUGGGACUUUAUAUAGUACUGAGGAUAACACUCAAUCAAAAUCAACAAAUAUCGCAGAAACCUCUUUUAUUAAUGACACCAGUAGCCAACCAUCAACAUACACUGUCACAACUGCUAUCAAUGGCAUUAGUAGUCAGCCAGAAACCUCCAGUAACAUUGGAACAUAUGCCGAAACAGAGUCUACUAGUCAACUUCUUGAAACAUACACUACUAGCAGUCAACAAGGAUCAACAAGUUAUAUUCCAAUAUAUACAAUUACUGAGACCAGUCAACAACCAGUAACAUCAGGUUUGACCUUAACUAGUGCUAAAACCGGUAGUCAACAAGUGUUCACCAGUAAUGCUGAAACAUCUCACAUUACUCAACCAUCUUCAGCUGGGACUUUACAUAGUACUGAGGAUAACAGUCAGUUAGUAUCAACAAAUAUCCCAGAAACCUCUUUUAUUGAUGGCACCAGUAUCCAACCAGCAUCAACAUACACUGACACAAUUUCUAUCAGUGGCAUUAGUAGUCACCCUGAAACCAGUAGCCAACCAGAUUUAACUAACACUAUGGAUUAUUCAAGUGCUGGAACCAGUAGCCAGCCUGUUUUCACCAGUAAUCCUGAUACAUCAUUUAUGACUCAGGCAAGUACCCUAGCAACACCAGCUUUCUACAGUACUGAGGCUAGUAGUCAACCAGAAUCAACAAGUAAUCUAGAGACAUCUUCUAUUGUUGAAACCAGUAGCCAGCAAACAUCAAAAAAUAUUGAUGGAACCUCUUUAAUUACUAAAGCCAGUAGCCAACCAGAUUUUACCAACACUAUGGAUUAUUCAAGUGCUAGUAUAAGUAGCCAAGCUGUAUUCACCAGUAAUUCUGAGACAUCUUUUAUCACCCAGACUAGCAGCCAACCAAUAUCUGCUGUGACUUUUUACAGUACUAAGGCUAGUAGUCAAUCAAGACCCACAAGUAAUCUAGAGACAUCUUCUAUUGAUGAAACCAGUAGCCAUCUAACAUCAACAAGUAAUGUUGGAACCUCUUUCACUAGUAAGACCAGUAGCCAAACAGAUUCAACCAAUACUAUGGUAUACUCAAGUGCUGAAACCAGUAGCCAACCUGUAUUCCCCAGUAGUACUGAGACAUCUUUUAUCACUCAGACUAGUAGACAACCAACAUCAGCUGUAACUUUUUACAAUACUUGGGCUAGUAGUCAGUCAGGACCCACAAGUAGCCAAGAAACAUCUUCUAUAAUUGAAACUAAGAGCCAGCAAGCAUCAACAAGUAAUGGUAGAACGUCUUUCACUACUGAGACCAAUAGCCAUACAGGUUUGUUCAGCACUGGGAUACCUUCCAUUACUCAAUCUAGUAGCAAACCAACUUCCUUUUACACCAGUUUGACUAGUAGUCAAUCAGGACCCACAAAUUACUUAGAAACAUCUUCUCAUGAUGAUACCAGUAACCACCCAGUAUCCACCUUUAAUACAGAAACAUCUUCUAGCCAACUAGUUUCAACAAAAAUUGUGACAUCUGGUGCAGAAAUUAGUAGCCAAGUACCCCCCAUCAUAAGCACAGAAACGUCCAGUAGCCAGCAAGCUUCAACCAACAAAAUUAAUUCUUACAGUACCGUAACAAGUUACCAGUCCCAAUUCACUAGUUUUGGAUCCAGUAGCCAACCAAUAUCUUCCAGUAAUGUUGGAACAACUUCCUUUACUAGUACCAGCAAUCAACCAGCAUCUACAAGUAGAACAGAUGCAUCACUAAUCAGCAAGUCUAGCAGCCAGCAAGCUUCAAGCACCAAUGUUUCCCCUUAUGCUACGGAGACAAGUAGUCAAAUGCUGUUCACCAGUAACACAGCAAUGCCCUCUGUUAAGUUAAGUACCCAUAUCACAUCUUCAAAUACUGAAAUCAGUAGCCGAGCAGCAUUUACCAGUAACAAAGGAACAUCUUUAAUUGAUGACUCCACUACUCAAGUAACAAAAACCUCUUCUAAUGGUGAGACGAGUAUCACAUCAGCACCCACCUAUAGCCCAGCAACAUCAUUUAUUACUGGUUCUAGUAGCCAACCAGUUGCAACUAGCAUGGAUUCUUCUUUUAGUGCUGGAGCCAGUAGUUCAUCAACAUUCAUCAAAAGUACAGGAAUAGCUGAGACAAGUAGUCAAGUGACAUCACCAAACACAGUUACAUCUUCUAACAUUGGGACCAGUAAUCAACCUCUAAGCAGCACUAGUACAGGACAAUCUACUGUUAGUCUACUCACAUUUAACACAGUUACUCCUUCCAGCACUUGGGCUAGUCAGUCAGCAUCUUCAAGAAUAACAGGAUCUUCUUCCAGAAGCCCUACAACCUCUUCUCUAACUGCAAUCAGUAACCAACCAACAUCAAGUAUUUACACAUUUAUAACUUCUAAUCAAACUGGCUCAACCAUUAACAAAGAAAGUACAUUAAGCAGUGAAAAAACAAGCCAACCACUAACAAGCAGUGACAAUAGGAUAAGUAGCCCAACAAAAACAACGUUUUCAAAUACCGGAUUUAGUACUGAACUGAAAACAACCAGUAGCAUGAUCAUUUUUUCCAGUACUUCAACCAGUAGCCCACCAGUUUCAACUAUUGUCACAACUUCACAUAAAGGUGAAAGUAGCCAACCGCUAUCAAUCAGUACUUCUGUCACUUCUUCAAUUACUGGGACCAGUAGCCAGAAAGUCUCAACCCAUAAUUUAUUCUCACUUUCCAGUACUGGUAUAAGUAGCCCACACUCAUCAUCCAGUAACAUACUGGCCUCUUCAAGUACUGAGGCCAGUAGCCAACAAGCAACAUUUAGUAACACUGUGACUUCUUCCAAUAUCGGGGCCAGUAGCCAAACACUAUUUACCAAUAACAAUGUGACCUCCUCAACUACUGAGACAAGUAGCCAACCAACAUUGUCCAGUAACAUAGAGACUUCAUCCAGGUCUGAGACUAGUAACCAUCCAGCAAUAACAAGUAGCAUGGUAACAUUUUACAGGACUGCAACAAGUACCCAAACAGCAACCCUCAGUAAUACAGUAACUUCUACUAAUACUGGGGUCAGCAGUCAACCAGUUACAGCAAUUAGUAAUUUGUUAAGCACUUCCAGAAAGGAUACCAGUAUAAAUCCAUCAACAAACAUGAGCACCAUAGUUGUUUCUUCAAUAACUGGGUCAAAUAGCCAAUCAGUAACACCCAUAGGAACAGAGACAUUUUCGACUUUAAACUCAGCAACAUCAAGUAGCACCGACAUCUCUUCUAACACUGCAACUAUUGUAAAUCCAUUGUCAACCAGUUACAUUGCUUCUUCCUCUACAGGAAUUAGCAAACCCACAAUAACCAAUGUAACAAGUGGGCAACCAUCAACAUUCAUUAACACAGUGACCACUUUUAGUAAUGUGACAUAUAGCCAACCAGCAUCAUCAAUUAACACAAUGACCUCUUCCUCUACAGAAGCCAGUAGCCAACCAGCAAGAACUAGUAACACAGUGACCUCUUCCAGCAAUGAUGCAAGUGGACAACCAUCUACUUUUAGUUACACAGUGACAUCUUCUAGCAAUGUAACUUAUAGUGAACCAGCAUCAUUCAGCAAAACAGUGACCUCUCCUACUAAUGGAAUGAGUAGCCAGUCAGCAACAGUCAGUAACACAGUAACCUCUUCUAGUAAUGUAACAUAUACCCAACCUUCAUCAAUAAAUAAUACAGUUACUUCUUCUACAGGAGCCAGUAGCUAUUCAGCAACAACCAGUAACACAGUAACCUCUUCUAGCAAUGUAACACAUACCCAACCUUCAUCAAUAAGUAACACAGUGACUUCUUCUACAGGAACCAAUAGCCACCCAGCAACAGCCAGUAACAUAGUAACCUCUUCUUUCAAUGUAACACAUACCCAACCUUCAUCAAUAAAUAAUACAGUGACUUCUUCUAUAGGAGCCAGUAGCUAUCCACCAACAGCCAGUAACACAGUAACCUCUUCUAGCAAUGUAACACAUAGCCAGCCUUCAUCAAUAAAUAAUACAGCAACUUCUUCUACAGGAACCAGUAGCCAUCCAGCAACAGCCAGUAGCACAGUAACCUCUUCUAUCAAUGUAACACAUAGCCAGCCUUCAUCAAUAAAUAAUACAGCAACUUCUUCUACAGGAACCAGUAGCCAUCCAGCAACAGCCAGUAGCACAGUAACCUCUUUUAUCAAUGUAACACAUACCCAGCCUUCAUCAAUAAAUAAUACAGCAACUUCUUCUACAGGAACCAGUAGCCAUCCAGCAACAGCCAAUAGCACAGUAACCUCUUCUAUCAAUGUAACACAAAGCCAGCCUUCAUCAAUAAAUAAUACAGCAACUUCUUCUUUAGGAGCCAGUAGCCAUCCACCAACAGCCAGUAACACAGUAACCUCUUCUAGCAAUGUAACACAUACCCAACCUUCAUCAAUAAAUAAUACAGCAACUUCUUCUUUAGGAGCCAGUAGCCAUCCAGCAACAGCCAGUAAUCCAGUAACAUCUUAUAGCAAUGUAACAUAUACCAAGCCUUCAUCAAUAAAUAAUACAGCAACUUCUUCUACAGGAGACAGUAGCCACCCAGCAACAGCCAGUAACACAGUAACCUCUUCUAGCAAUGUAACACAUAGCCAGCCUUCAUCAAUAAAUUAUACAGUGACUUCAUCUACAGGAGACAGUAGCCAUCCAGCAACAGCCAGUAACACAGUAACCUCUUCUAGCAAUGUAACACAUACCCAACCUUCAUCAAUAAAUAAUACAGCAACUUCUUCUACAGGAACCAGUAGCCAUCCAGCAACAGCCAGUAACACAGUAACCGCUUCUAGCAAUGUAACACAUACCCAACCUUCAUCAAUAAAUAAUACAGCAACUUCUUCUUUAGGAGCCAGUAGCCAUCCAGCAACAGCCAGUAAUCCAGUAACAUCUUAUAGCAAUGUAACAUAUACCAAGCCUUCAUCAAUAAAUAAUACAGCAACUUCUUCUACAGGAGACAGUAGUCACCCAGCAACAGCCAGUAACACAGUAACCUCUUCUAGCAAUGUAACACAUACCCAACCUUCAUCAAUAAAUAAUACAGCAACUUCUUCUACAGGAAACAGUAGCCAUCCAGCAACAGCCAGUAACACAGUAACCUAUUCUAGCAAUGUAACACAUACCCAACCCUCGUCAAUAAGUAACACAGUGACUUCUUCUACAGGAGACAGUAGCCAUCCAGCAACAGUCAAUAACACAGUAACCUCUUCUAGCAAUGUAACACAUACCCAACCUUCAUCAAUAAAUAAUACAGUGACGUCUUCUACAGGAACCAGUAGCCAUCCAGCAACAACCAGUAACACAGUACCCUCUUCUAGCACUGUAACACAUAGCCAAACUUCAUCAAUAAAUAAUACAGCAACUUUUUCUACAGGAGCCAGUAGCCAUCCAGCAACAGCCAGUAAUCCAGUAACAUCUUAUAGCAAUGUAACAUAUACCAAGCCUUCAUCAAUAAAUAAUACAGCAACUUCUUCUACAGGAGACAGUAGCCACCCAGCAACAGCCAGUAACACAGUAACCUCUUCUAGCAAUGUAACACAUACCCAACCUUCAUCAAUAAAUAAUACAGCAACUUCUUCUACAGGAAACAGUAGCCAUCCAGCAACAGCCAGUAACACAGUAACCUAUUCUAGCAAUGUAACACAUACCCAAUCUUCAUCAAUAAAUAAUACAGCAACUUCUUCUACAGGAACCAGUAGCCAUCCAGCAACAGCCAGUAACACAGUAACCUCUUCUAGCAAUGUAACACAUACUCAACCCUCAUCAAUAAGUAACACAGUGACUUCUUCUACAGGAGACAGUAGCCAUCCAGUAACAGUCAAUAACACAGUAACCUCUUCUAGCAAUGUAACACAUACCCAACCUACAUCAAUAAAUAAUACAGUGAUGUCUUCUACAGGAACCAGUAGCCAUCCAGCAACAACCAGUAACACAGUACCCUCUUCUAGCACUGUAACACAUAGCCAACCUUCAUCAAUAAAUAAUACAGCAACUUUUUCUACAGGAACCAGUAGCCAUACAGCAACAUCCAGUAACACAGUAACCUCUUCAAGCAAUGUAACACAUACCCAACCUUCAUCAAUAAAUAAUACAGCAACUUCUUCUACAGGAACUAGUAGCCAUCCAGCAACAGCCAGUAACACAGUAACCUCUUCUAGCAAUGUAACACAUACCCAAAGUUCAUCAAUAAAUAAUACAGCAACUUCUUCUACAGGAACAAGUAGCCAUCCAGCAACAGCCAGUAACACAGUAACAUCUUCAAGCAAUGUAACAUAUACCCAAUCCUCAUCAAUAAGUAACACAGUGACUUCUUCUACAGGAGACAGUAGCCAUCCAGCAUUAAUCAGUAACACAGUAACCUCUUUUAGCAAUGUAACACAUACCCAACCUUCAUCAAUAAAUAAUACAGUGACUUCUUCUACAGGAACCAGUAGCCAUCCAGCAACAGCCAGUAACACAGUACCCUCUUCUAGCACUGUAACACAUAGCCAACCUUCAUCAAUAAAUAAUACAGCAACUUCUUCUUCAGGAACCAGUAGCCAUCCAGCAACAGCCAGUAACACAGUAACCUCUUCUAGCAAUGUAACACAUACCCAACCUUCAUCAAUAAAUAAUACAGCAACUUCUUCUACAGGAACUAGUAGCCUUCCAGCAACAGCCAGUAACACAGUAACCUCUUCUAGCAAUGUAACACAUACCCAAAGUUCAUCAAUAAAUAAUACAGCAACUUCUUCUACAGGAACCAGUAGCCAUCCAGCAACAGCCAGUAACACAGUAACCUCUUUUAGCAAUGUAACACAUAGCCAAACUUCAUCAAUAAGUAACAGAGUGACUUCUUCCUCUACAGGAACCAGUAGCCAACCUGAAAUAACUAGUAACACAGUGACUUCUUCCAACAAUAUAACAAGUGGGCAACCAUUAACAUCCAGUAACAAAGUCACCUCCUUUAAUAAUAUGACUUAUAGCCAACAAGCCUCAGUCAGCCUUAUAAUGACCUCUUCCACUGCCAAAACCAGUGGCCAACCGGCAAUAACCAAUGUUACAAGUGGGCAACCUUUAGCAUCCAGUAAUAUGGUGACCACUUUUAUCAAUGUGACGUACAGCCAACCAUCUUCAGUCACCAACACAGGGACCUCUUCUUCUACUGAAAACAGCAGUCAACCAUCACAAAACAAUAACACAGUGACUUCUUCUACCCGUGCAAUGAGUGGGCAGCCAUUAACGUCAAGUAACAUACUGACUUCUGCAAAUUCAAUAACUAGCACUGUGACAUCCUUCACAGUAAGCAGUGGAUCUACAAUUACUAAUUCUACAGCAACCACUGCCAGAACUGGUAUUACCAGCCAACCAACAUCAGUUUCAUCAGCAGACAACGGUCUUCCAGCUUGGUCUGUUAUUCUUAUUAGUCUUGCCGCUUGUUUGGGUGCCAUCUUGCUUGUAGGUGCAGCGUUUAUGGGGUAG